Messenger RNA from Platichthys flesus (European flounder), 4921 nucleotides. RefSeq names its product solute carrier family 6 member 1b (gene slc6a1b). The coding region runs from base 584 to 2401 and encodes 605 amino acids. NCBI's taxonomy places the organism in Eukaryota, Metazoa, Chordata, Actinopteri, Pleuronectiformes, Pleuronectidae. The record is from RefSeq and is a predicted model, not a curated record. The transcript is spliced from 15 exons. Gene Ontology annotation, cellular component: plasma membrane; axon; cell surface. Gene Ontology annotation, molecular function: gamma-aminobutyric acid:sodium:chloride symporter activity. Gene Ontology annotation, biological process: neurotransmitter transport; sodium ion transmembrane transport.
GCUGCUGCCAUCUCAGUGGUGGAAAUGUUGGAGUUGGGGAGGGUCGACUUUGAGGUGACAUUGACGCUGUGUAGAUGAGGAGUGAGGAUCCUUGCGCUCCAUGUUACGUCCCUGCUCAGACUCCAGUUCAGACGGCGGCAGCUCCUCUCGCCGUCUUCUCUCCCCUCCUCUCUUUCAGCACCACUCCUUUAAGGACAGCACCUCGCUCUCCAAGACGCAGUGUGUCCUCCGUCCUCCCCCUCCUCAGGAUCACAUGGGCGCUCGCUGUCCUCGGAUGCAAAGUUUCCACGUUGGUUUUAUUCUGUGAAAGUGCGAGGAAGUAAGGUUUUGGUUUUUUUUGAAGAAAAAUCGGAUUUUCCUCCCACUCAGGAAAACAAUCUGGUAAGGACAAAGAUUUGAUUGGUCGCUGGUGCGCUGCUGAGGCGCCUCUGCUCCUCUCCAUAAUCUCUCUCCUCUCUCCGGUGAUUCGUCUCCCCGCUCGCCUGCUGGCUGCACGGGACGGGGAAGCUGCUGUCUGUCUGGACCGGUGCUGAAACCCCCACUUCUACACUGGUCAGGAUUAUACCCGACACGUACUGCGACCAUGGCCACCAACGGGACCAAAGCCUCGGACGGACACGUCUUAACGGAGACGUUGAAUGACGCGCCCGCCACCACCACCACACCAAACGACAAACCCAAAACCUUGGUGGUGAAAGUGCAGAAGAAGGAGCUACCCGAGAGGGAAACGUGGGGCGGGAGAUUUGACUUUCUUCUCUCUUGUGUCGGAUACGCAAUCGGACUCGGGAAUGUCUGGAGAUUUCCUUAUUUAUGUGGCAAAAACGGCGGAGGGGCCUUCUUGAUUCCUUACUUUUUGACCCUCAUAUUUGCUGGCAUGCCCCUGUUCUUUCUGGAGACGGCUCUUGGUCAGUACACUUCUAUUGGAGGGCUUGGAGUGUGGAAACUGGCUCCCGUGUUCAAAGGUGUGGGUCUGGCUGCUGCGGUUCUGUCCUUCUGGCUCAAUAUCUAUUACAUUGUCAUCAUUUCCUGGGCUAUUUACUAUCUGUACAAUUCCUUCAGUUAUGAGCUGCCAUGGCAGACUUGUGGCAAUGCCUGGAACACAGAGAACUGCUACACCAACUACAGCCUCCCCGACACCAAGAACCUCACAAGUGCCGUGCAGGAGUUCUGGGAACGUAACAUGCACCAGAUGACCGAUGGUCUGGAUAAGCCUGGGGAGGUCAGGAUCCCACUGGCUAUCACACUGGCUAUUGCAUGGGUGUUGGUCUAUUUCUGCAUCUGGAAGGGGGUCGGUUGGACUGGCAAAGUGGUCUACUUCUCUGCCACAUACCCCUACUUCAUGCUGUUCAUCCUGUUCUGUCGUGGCGUCACUCUUCCUGGUGCAAUAGACGGGAUCCUCUUCUACAUCACACCAAACUUUGAGAAACUUAAGGAGUCUGAGGUUUGGCUGGACGCUGCCACUCAGAUCUUCUUUUCCUACGGGCUGGGAUUGGGCUCUCUGAUUGCUCUAGGAAGCUACAAUACCUUCCACAACAACGUGUACAGAGAUUCUGUCAUUGUCUGCUGCGUCAACUCCUUCACCAGCAUGUUCGCCGGCUUUGUCAUCUUCUCCAUCGUGGGAUUCAUGGCCAACGUGACAAAGAGACCCAUCGCUGAUGUCGCAGCCUCAGGGCCUGGCCUGGCGUUUUUGGCUUAUCCUGAGGCUGUCACCCAGCUGCCUAUCUCUCCCCUCUGGGCCAUCCUCUUUUUCUCCAUGCUGCUGAUGCUGGGAAUUGACAGCCAGUUCUGCACCGUGGAAGGCUUCAUCACUGCCCUGGUGGAUGAAUUCCCCCGGGCACUCCGAAAUCGCAGAGAGAUCUUCAUCGCAGUCGUCUGCCUCAUUUCAUACAUUAUUGGACUGUCCAACAUCACACAGGGUGGACUCUACGUGUUCAAGCUCUUUGACUAUUAUUCAGCCAGCGGGAUGUGCCUGCUCUUCCUGGUCUUCUUUGAGUGCAUCUCAAUUUCAUGGUUCUAUGGUGUGAACAACUUCUACAACAACAUUGAGGAGAUGAUUGGCUACAGGCCCUGUAUGUGGUGGAAGCUCUGCUGGGUCGUGUUUACCCCCCUCAUCGUUGCUGGUGUCUUCUUGUUCAGUGCAGUGCAGAUGGUUCCCCUCACCCUGGGUGACUAUGUGUUCCCAGCCUGGGGUCAGGGUGUCGGCUGGUGCAUGGCCCUCUCCUCUAUGUUGCUCAUCCCAGGCUACAUGGGCUACAUGUUCCUGACACUCAAAGGCACAUACAAAGAGCGUCUGCGGAUAAUGAUCAAGCCGGUGAUUAUGACGAAGUCUCAGGAAAACGGCCCCGACCAGCAGACGGAAAACCAGAAUCAGAACCCUGCCAACGAGGAAGCCUACAUCUAGAGACCUCCGCCCGUCCCUGGCUCCACAGCCAGACCCUCUGCUCUGCUAUAGAAAAGAUGUAAUCAAGGUUGGGAACGACCACCAGACUUCCAUGUCUGCUUUAUUCACCUACCUCCUGGGGACACGUGAGACCAACCUGAUUACACAGUUGUUUUUAGUGGUUAUUCUGUUUGUUCAUUUGUAUAAAACAGAGUUUUAAAAACUUAAAAAGGAAAAGCAAACUACCCAGCAAAGUUGUUGUGAUCUUAUGAAUUUCAUUAUGCAAAAAAGUUAGUCUUUUUAGAAAAGGAGACGUGACUUAGGAAAUUACUCUAUAUUGAAUAUAUGAUUUAAAUUUGGAGGCCCGCGUUGAUUAAAUAGUAGGUAUUGUGCUACUUUGAAGAUAUUAAUUAAUCUACUAAACUACAAUUACUGUACAAAGAAAAAAAUAUUGGUUAUUGCAUUUUGCUUGUACAUGAAUAAAUACAUUAAAAUGAAUGCUGUGUAUUAGGUGAAGGAAAUGCAAUUUGAAAGUUUGUAAAAUAAAUAUAGAAUUUUGACCAAUUUUAAGAAAAUCUGGGAAUGUGCAACAGGUAAGGCCAAAUCUGCUUGUAUGUGUAAAAUAUCAUUUAGCCAGACUAUCACUCCCUUGCAGGAUCCUGCAGUUUGCCUGAAAUGUUUACCACCCAUGUCUGGGACAACCUUUGAAAAGCACAAGUAAAGUAUGGAAUCUGAAGCGUCCAGCUUUUCUGUCUUUUUAUUUUCUUUUUUUGGCUCGACUGAAACCUGUGGCCAUAGCAAAAAAUAACUUAGAUAGCAUUACUUAGCAAGAGACUGUUAUAAUUGUUUCUUUGUUUUCUAAAGAACAAUAACUUUGUAUGUUGUCUAAAUCUUUUUUUGUAGAAUCACUUUUAGGUCGUUUUCUAUAUGUGAGAGUGAGAAGGACCAAAAUCAUACUAGAGUUUGAAAGUUUGACCCGCUGACGAUACCGCUGGAUUAAAUCAAGACUCCCCAUUUUGUCUCACUAUAGAGCAUUGGGGUGGUAACUACAGCAUCUGCUUACAAGCACAAUUUGAAUCUGUAAACUACCACCUGUAACAAUAAAGGUGUAGCCAUUACAGAAAUCCCACAUUUGCACUGUGCAUACAAUAUAUUUCUGGCUGAGGAGGACGUCCCCUCCGACAACCAGUUCAGUGGAGGGAAAGAGUUGUGUUGCAAUAAGCCAAUGCUAUUUCAGAUCUACUGUGCAUUUUAAACUGUGAUUGAGGAAGUUUGCAGGGACCACUGCAUUGGAAAACCUUAUGAUGGAUUUCUAUGAUCGCUACCACUAUUCGGCCAGGAACUGUUUACUUGUAUAUCUGUUUAGUAACCCACUCCUCAGGAAACAAAGGUGGACGUGACCAAAUUCUCUCAGAUACUACCAUUAUACGCUGAAACAAUUUAUGCUGUGUUUUUAAAACAAAAUGGAACUAAUGUCAAAUUUACGCCGUUUUUUCCUCCCAUUUAUCGAAAAAUGCUUCAUCAAGCAGCGAAAAAACACUUACACACAAAUCAGCAUGUACGUACUUGGGCUCCCCGAAAGCUGAUCCAAAUAGUUGCCUCUUUUCUGCGUGCUACUCAGCUAUAUAGCAUCAUUUCUUUCAGUGUAAAUGAACUGUGAUGGCCUUCGCUCUGUCAUUUAAGUAGAAGCCAUAGUGCGUUUCUAUGCUGUGGCGAGUGCAGUUUCCCAAUAUCAGGCUUAGAGAGAGAGAGCGAGAGAGAGAAAACUUGGCUCGGACGGACGACACUGCAGCAAUAGAACUGUUAACACAACAGGACAUAGCCAGAUGCUACAUAGGCCAACACCACUGAAACUCCUCCUUUAUAGGGUGAAGGAAAACCUAUUGUUACAUAUCAAGUUUGUUUGGCAAUACUCAAAUAUAAAUAUAGAAGCUGACUUUGUGACAGACCACAGAUAUCAUUGUUAUUACUAUGAAGGAAGAUAAAGAACAUUUUCUUCUGUGGCAGCUACGUGCGACAGGAAUCCGUUAUUUUCCUUUAAUUUAUGUGGUUUUUUUUCAAAGAUAAGUAAAUUAAAAUGUGCAAUGACAAAGGGUUCUGUGAAUUUUGUACAAAGUUACCAUACUGCAGUUUUCUCUCUUGAAUGAUGUUGUAAACUGGACUGUGUAAUACAUGUGUCUGUGAAUGCCCGUACAACCUGAGUUUUUCUUUUUCUUUUGUCUAAAUGUUGAACAAAAAAAAUACAAUGUGAUAUUAUUUGCUGUUUUCUGCAAUAAUAUUAUUAUCUCAGAAACUAAAGCACAUAUGUCUCUCAAAUGUAAAAAUGAUAAUUACGAUAACAGAAUAGAGUAAUAAUACAGACUAUGAUAUUAAAAAAUGUAAUAGAGAUGUCUAGUCAGAGAAUAUUGUUUUGUAUAUUUUUAGCUGUUUCAUGGGCCUAAUGUAAAAUAUUCUAUGUAAAAAAUAUAAUAAAUGUCUUUAGAUGGUGUUAUAUGAAAAAGCAUGAUUGCGAUAUAUAUGUUAUCUGCAAAAAUAAAUAAA